This is a messenger RNA of Raphanus sativus (radish), 1181 nucleotides long. Its product is annotated as KID-containing protein 1-like. The record is from RefSeq and is a predicted model, not a curated record. The transcript has 2 exons. Lineage: Eukaryota; Viridiplantae; Streptophyta; Magnoliopsida; Brassicales; Brassicaceae. Bases 295 to 990 code for a protein of 231 amino acids.
UUUAAAGUUGUUUGUGUCCGAAAUCACGCAUACGCAUAUUUCAAGUUAAUCAUCCUUAUCGUCUUCCAUCAACUUAUUUUUUUAUUUUUAGCUAAAAUAAAAACAUUAUCCCUUCUCUCUCUCUUUCUCUCUCUUCUGCCAUUGCUAUUCCUACGAUUCUCUGAGUCUGUGAUUUGAGGAUCCAACCCAAAAGUUGAUGAGACAGAACCCCCCAGAAGCAAAAAAGCAACGUGAUUUCCGACCAAACCGGUAAGAAAGUUUCUUGAUUUUUUGUUGUCUGGAGACGACACGGCGAUGGAAGUAAUGGCGGGAGGAGGAUCUACGUUCUCCAUCGAAGACUCGGAAGAACACGGAAGCGAUCUGCCGACGACGAUGAGGAGGGUCAAAGCUUCCUCCUCCUCUUCCUCUUUCGAUACCGUGAACGAUGAGGGAGCCGGUUUGAGUCGUGUCGGAAGCGGAAUCUGGUCAGGACAGACGGCGGAUUAUUCGUCGGAAAGUUCAUCGAUCGGAACUCCGGGAGACAGCGAGGAGGAGGACGAAGAAAGCGAAGAAGAUGACGAUGGCAAAGAGCUAGGGCUUCGAGGAUUGGCUUCGAUGAGCUCUCUCGAAGAUUCUCUCCCCAACAAAGGGUUAUCGAAUCACUACAAAGGGAAAUCAAAAUCGUUUGGGAAUUUAGGAGAGAUCGGGAGUGUGAAAGAAGUGCCAAAGCAAGAGAAUCCGUUGAAUAAGCGUAGAAGGUUACAGAUCUGCAACAAGUUAGCAAGAAGAUCGUUCUACUCGUGGCAAAACCCUAAAUCUAUGCCUCUUUUGCCUGUAAACGAAGAUCAAGAUGAUGAUGAAGAGGAGGGAGACGAUGGUGAUCUGAGCGAUGAAGAGAGAGGAGGAACAAGAGGAGUUGUCGUUGCGAGAAACUCAUCGUUCAAGAACAGAGCAUUCAAGUCUAGGAGUUGUUUUGCUCUAUCAGAUCUGCAGGAAGAAGAAGAUGAGUGAUUUAACCAACAAUAAUGCAAAUCAUGAUUUUUUUUCUUCCUUUGUUCAUAGUUUCUUUUUUUUUCCCUUAUCUAAAAAUAUAAUUUUUAUUUUCGUCGAAUUAAUGUUUUUCUUUUUAAUUCGGGGAAUUAAUUAUUAUAUUAUGUCGAUUGGGAGAAAAGUAAUCAACUGCGUUAGUGUUUGUUCCUUUC